Messenger RNA from Drosophila eugracilis, 1316 nucleotides. RefSeq names its product TIP41-like protein. The record is from RefSeq and is a predicted model, not a curated record. Gene Ontology annotation, cellular component: cytosol. NCBI's taxonomy places the organism in Eukaryota, Metazoa, Arthropoda, Insecta, Diptera, Drosophilidae. Bases 129 to 944 code for a protein of 271 amino acids. Gene Ontology annotation, biological process: TOR signaling. The transcript is spliced from 4 exons.
GCUUUCAAAGUCAUCGAUAAUCGUUGGCAUCACCUACAUAAAAACAAAAAUCUUAAAAGAAUAAAUUAAGGAGCUUUUCAACAGGAUUUACGUUAUUGUUGAUCAAGAGCUGUUGAUUAAUCUAAAACAUGUCAAAUGAGUGCUUUGUGCCCCGGCUGCCGGUGGAUAGCGAGACGAUACAGUUUCAUGAUUGGACUAUCAGCUUUGAGAAGUCGCAUAUCCUAAAAAGCAGCUGUAAGUUAAAACACGGCGAGGUCUGCCCCAAGGAUUCCGCCGACUGCUGCGACCUCUGCCACUAUCAGUACUCCCUGGAGCUGCCCCACCUGCCCGACAUGGUGUUCCACAAAAACCGACUGGUGCUUAAGCACAAGGACGGCGCCGUCCUCGAGUUCCAGCCGAUAGAAGCUUUGGCUUUGGUGGAUAAUGGAAAGCAACCUUUGGAGGUCGCCUGUGCUCAGGAGUGGCGAGAAACCCGACCGGAACAGACAACGGAGCAGAAGUUUAAGCCGUUCGACUGGACAUUCACAUCCACCUACCAGGGCACCAUGAACGAGAAGGUGCGGUCGGAGAUCACGGAUCAGACGCUUAACAAGUUUAAGCUGAUGCAGCGGGAAAGAAUUAUUUUUUAUCAUGAUCUAACCUUGUUCGAGGACGAGUUGCACGACCACGGAAUAUCCGUGAUGAGCGUCAAAAUCCGCGUGAUGCCCUCUGGCUUCUUUAUACUUCUGCGUCAUUUCCUGCGUGUAGAUGACGUGCUCAUCCGUAUGCACGACACGCGCUUUCAUCACGAGAUCGAGAACGAUUAUAUACUGAAAGAGUACAUUCAUCGGGAGGCGCCCUGCACCGAGCUUCAAAACUCGGUAGCCUUUUGGACCAAUCCAGAUGAAAUGCAAAAUUUUCUGCCAGUGAAGACCAAACAAUUGCAGAAGCUCUUCUUUAAAUAACAAUGAUAUUGGCGACGGUUAAAACUUCUGCUAUUAUGCGUGUUUAUUUAUUGCCAACAGUGUGCGCAUGCGCAGACAUUUAAAAGUGAUUUUUCCUAAAAGGCACACUACAAAUAAGGCUAUUAAUACGGUUACAAUAUUGGGCGGACCAGCUGCCAACAUCAAGAAAUCUAGGCGGUUCCAAGUAAUGCAGUCAGGGCCCGUUUAUAAUCACCGGAGGUCUCCGCCUGAAAAAUAUAUUAAUUAAAUAAAAAAAGUUCGAAAUUAUACUUUGUCUAUGCCCAAUUUACACUACAAAAACUAUCUACUUUUGGUUAUAAUAACUGUAAGCCAAUAAUUAGAUUUGGAAAAAUAGCGAAGUUAUAUCAAAAA